AUGAAAACUUUCUAUGGUGUUCUUCUCGCCCUCGUAGCCGUAGCUUCCGCGAACGAUCCCGCCUGCCCAUCCAACUGGUGGACCAGCCAAUCUGGAGCUUCCCUCCUCUGCGGCUGCUGUGCGAACGGAUCCCCAUGCGACAUCAAAACCGGUCAAUGCCCAGGCGGAUGCGCUCCUGGCUACUCUGGACCUGACUGCACUGAGCCUACUUGCAACGAUGUUUCUUGUGGCGAGGGAGUUGGUCAUUGUUACAAGCCAAACGAGUGCGUGUGCGCCAAGAACUACGCCCAAAGCGACGACGGUGGCUGCCACUCGAUGAGAACUGCCGGCCUCAAGGGUGCCUUUGCCUCGCUCCUCAUCAUCAUUACUGCGAUCACCAUCUGCGGCACCAUUCAGCACCAGCGAAUGAAGGGCCGAACCCCCGAAUAA
This is a messenger RNA of Oikopleura dioica, 429 nucleotides long. The record is from the annotation of a GenBank genome assembly. NCBI's taxonomy places the organism in Eukaryota, Metazoa, Chordata, Appendicularia, Copelata, Oikopleuridae.